AUGAAUGGAAUUAUUCAUAUUCCAACUAGUACAUUCCAUAAUAAAUUAUUAUCAAGUAAACAUUUAUUAAAUUAUACGACAAGUUCAUAUUCAUGGAAAAAAUCAAAUUCAAUUGAAAUACUUAAAAAAUUAAUUGCAAAUCGACAAAAUUUAACAAAAUAUAAUUUAAAAUUAUUAUUAACAAACAAUACACAACAGCAAAUAGCAUUACCAUCAUCAAAAACAUUUCUUAUUCAAGUAAAACCAAUAGUAAAUAUUUCAAAUACAACAUUAAAUUUUCAAAUAAUUACAUUUAAAAAUACAUCAAAUACUGAUAUACAAUAUAGUUCAACAAUCAAUCCUAGUUUACUUUUAUUUCCAUCAAUUAAACAAAAACUUGAUAAAAAAGAAUCUUCUAAUACUACAAUAUUUGCUAUUAUAUUCGUCUGUAGUUUUAGUGGUUUAGUUUUUCUUGCAUUUAUUUGUACAUUUUUUCUUAGACAGCCUAUCAAGAGUGCUUAUGCUUACUUCCAAUUGCCUUGUAUACAUACUUUAUCGACAACCAAACGAUCUCGUGACAGUACACCAUUAUCUUAUUCACCGAUUCACAUUAGUCAUAAUAAAUAUAUGGGUAGUCAUCAGUCAUCUUUUAUUAAACCAACACUAGCUAAUAUUUCAAUUAAUUCUUAUAAUCGAGAUCGUCGAAAUCGAUCAUCUUCAAAAUCAAUAACAACAUGUUGUUCACCAACAAAAAUUCGACGACAAACUAAUAAUAAUUUAUUAAAUAAUGAUCAUAAAGAAUUUACAAUACCAAAAGAAUUUCCUAUUGAUCAAUUGUAUGAUAUUUAUAUGCAAAAACAUGCACUUGAUGAUUUAGCGUUUUCUAUUGAAUUUCAAAGUAUUCCUAAUUUUGAAGAAUUACCAUGUACAUCAGCAACUCGUACAAUCGUAGCUUCAAAAAAUCGUUUUCUUAAUAUUUUACCUAUUGAUACUACUCGUGUUAUUCUUAAUUUACUUAAUGAUGAUCCAGCUACGGAUUAUAUUAAUGGAAAUUAUAUUUCAGGAUACAAAUGUUCAAAUAAAUUUAUUGCUACUCAAGGUCCUAAAUUUGAUACUUGUGAAGAUUUCUGGCGUAUGAUAUGGGAACUUAAAUUGAAAUCUAUAGUUAUGUUAACAAAUAUCAUCGAAGGUGCAUCCAGAAUGAUAUUAGUUCGGGUAGUUUCCUCAUUAGAACAUAAAAUAAUUGAUAAUGAACGUACUAAUAAAAUUAAUGAUGCUCUAUGUUUCUGUGGUAAUACAUCAUUCUUCAACUAA
Rotaria sp. Silwood1 is the source of this 1293-nucleotide messenger RNA. The record is from the annotation of a GenBank genome assembly. NCBI's taxonomy places the organism in Eukaryota, Metazoa, Rotifera, Eurotatoria, Philodinida, Philodinidae.